Caenorhabditis briggsae is the source of this 222-nucleotide messenger RNA. Gene Ontology annotation, cellular component: nucleus. The transcript has a single exon. The record is from RefSeq and is a predicted model, not a curated record. NCBI's taxonomy places the organism in Eukaryota, Metazoa, Nematoda, Chromadorea, Rhabditida, Rhabditidae. Gene Ontology annotation, biological process: regulation of DNA-templated transcription. Bases 1 to 222 code for a protein of 73 amino acids.
AUGCACACGUGUACUGUAGCUGGUUGUGGGAAGCAAUUCAGUAGUCGUCGCAGUCGUAACCGUCACAGUUCCAACAAAAAUCCCAAAUUGCACAUGCCCGAAUCAUUGACCCUAGGUGGAGUUGGGCUUUCUACAAAGCCAAGUUUAGAGGCGUUCUGGCCUGCUGCUCGAUUCUUGUUAACAAAGGAACAUCCACUGGAUUUAUCAUUGAAUGUUGUUUGA